Molecule: messenger RNA, 3337 nt
Organism: Tripterygium wilfordii
Lineage: Eukaryota; Viridiplantae; Streptophyta; Magnoliopsida; Celastrales; Celastraceae
Product: non-lysosomal glucosylceramidase-like
Exons: 19
Coding region: 79-2895 (938 amino acids)
Biological process (GO): carbohydrate metabolic process; glucosylceramide catabolic process
Cellular component (GO): membrane
Molecular function (GO): glucosylceramidase activity; beta-glucosidase activity
Source: RefSeq, a predicted model, not a curated record
ACUUCAUUUGACGCGUACAAAUGAGACGAUUUAUAUUUUGAUAUAUUUGAAUGUAACACAUACAGUUUCUCAUAGAAUAUGGAGAAUGGUUCGAGACAGGAAGGUGAGGAUGGAGCAGUUGGCUCUGCUUCUGCACACAAGGUUGAUCCUGCAAAACCUGCUUUGCUAACAUGGCAAAGAAAAUUGAGCAACGUUAACAAUGUUCUUAAGGAGUUCACUUUAAGUUAUCAAGACAUAAUGCAGAUGGGUCCAUUGGGUUGGCGAUUAUGGCGUCACACCAAGCAAGAAAAGGCGAAGGCAAGGGCUCCAAUAUUUGAUAUUUUCGGUAGCCGUCCGGUCACCUGUGAUCACGGAGUUCCAUUAGGUGGUAUAGGAGGCGGAAGCAUUGGAAGAAGCUACAAAGGUGAAUUUCAACAAUUUCAGCUGUUACCAACUGUAUGCGAACCAAGCAAAGUUCUCGCGAAUCAAUUCUCUGUUUUUGUUUCGCGCGCGAAUGGAGCCAAAUUUUCAAGUGUCUUAUCCCCCAAGAACCCAGAGUUGUCCAAAGAAAAUUCCAGUUCCGGCAUUCAAUCUUGGGAUUGGAAUCUUAAUGCAGAUAAGUGUACGUACCAUGCUUUGUUCCCAAGGGCCUGGACAAUUUACGAUGGUUCACCUGAUCCAGAACUUAAAAUUGUUUCUCGCCAACUUUCGCCAUUUAUUCCCCACAAUUACAAAGAAAGCAGCUUCCCAGUUGCAGUGUUCACAUUCACGGUAUCAAAUAUAGGAAGUGCUUCUGCAGAUGUUACCUUAUUCUUUACUUGGGCUAAUUCAAUUGGAGGGGACUCUGGAUCUUCUGGCGGACACUUCAAUUCAAGGAUGAUGAUGAAUGAUGGAGUGCAUGUGGUUAAUUUACACCACAAGACCAAAAAUGGACAGUCACCAAUCACUUUCGCGAUCGGAGCGCAGGAAACAGAAGAUGUCCAUGUCUCUGAAUGUCCUUGCUUUUUGAUUUCUGGCAAUUCCCAGGGUAUUUCUGCAGAAAGUCUGUGGCACGAGGUUAAAAAGACUGGAUCUUUGCAACAUUUCAUUGGAGAAACAACUUCGACAUCAGAAGCAGGAUCGACCAUUGGAGCAGCUAUAGCAGCCUCUUUGAGUAUACCCGCUAACGCAGAGCGUUGUGUCACAUUUUCUUUGGCAUGGGAUUCUCCUGAAGUUAGAUUUGUUAGUGGGAACUCUUACCACAGACGCUAUACAAAGUUCUAUGGUGCCCAUGGGCAUGCAGCUGCGAAAAUUGCACAUGAUGCUAUACUUGAGCAUCGUAAUUGGGAAGCUCAAAUAGAAGCAUGGCAAAGACCGAUUCUUGAAGAUAAAAGACUUCCUGAAUGGUAUCCAAUCACUCUUUUCAAUGAACUCUACUACUUCAACGCAGGAGGCACAAUUUGGACAGAUGGAUCACCUCCAAUGCAAGGGUUGAUGAACCUUGGACAGAAAAAAUUUUGCCUUUAUAAUUCCAGGUCUAAUCACAGUGACACAGCAGAUGAAAUCCUUGAUAGGAAUACUUCUUCAGUCGAACAAUUACGUAAUCCAGCAAUGUCAAGCGCUGCAUUGGGGACAAAUUUACUUCAGAAUGGAGAAGAAAAUGUCGGUCAAUUUCUUUACUUUGAAGGGAUUGAAUACCUCAUGUGGAAUACGUAUGAUGUUCAUUUCUAUGCAUCGUAUGCCUUAGUGAUGCUAUUUCCAAAACUCGAGCUCAGCCUUCAAAGAGACUUUGCAGCUGCAGUUCUGGUGCAUGAUCCUAGUCCGAUGAAGAUUAUGAGCGAUGGAAAGAUGGUUUCAAGGAAGGUUUUGGGCGCCGUUCCUCAUGAUAUCGGGCUCCACAAUCCUUGGUUUGAAGUAAAUUCUUAUAACAUCCACAAUACGGAUAGGUGGAAAGAUUUGAAUCCCAAGUUUGUUCUCCAAGCUUACAGGGAUGUGGUAGCAACGGGUGAUAAGAAUUUCGCAAAAGCUGUUUGGCCUUCUGUUUAUGUUGCAAUAGCUUAUAUGGAUCAGUUUGAUAAAGAUGGUGAUGGGAUGAUUGAGAAUGAUGGGUUUCCUGAUCAAACUUACGACUUAUGGUCAGUUACUGGUGUUAGUGCAUAUUGUGGAGGACUUUAUGUUGCAGCACUUCAGGCUGCUUCUGCGUUGGCUCGUGAAGUUGGGUAUGAUGAAUCUGCUAACUACUUCUGGAUGAAGUAUAAAAAGGCACAAGCUGUAUAUAACAAAUUAUGGAAUGGUUCUUACUUUGAUUAUGACAGUAGCCGAAACAAUUCGAUUCAUUCAGACCAAUUAGCAGGGCAAUGGUAUGCUAGAGCAUGUGGAUUAUUCCCAAUUGUUGAUGAAGAAAAAGUGAAGAGUACCCUUGAGAAGAUCUAUAAUUUCAAUGUCUUGAAGCUGAAAGCAGGAAAGCGAGGUCCAGUCAAUGGGAUGCUACCAGAUGGAAGAGUUGAUAUGUCAGCCAUUCAAUCAAGGGAAGUAUGGACCGGAGUAACAUAUGGACUUGCUGCUUGUAUGAUUCAAGAGGGGAUGGUGGAUACAGCAUUUCAGACUGCUGUUGGCAUCUAUGAAACUUCCUGGUCGCAAGAAGGUCUCGGAUACUCUUUCCAGACUCCAGAAGCAUGGGACCUUGAUGACAAAUACAGGUCUCUUUGUUACAUGAGACCUUUAUCGAUAUGGGCAAUGCAGUGGGCCCUGACAAAUCCCAAGCUCCAUAAACAAGAAUAUAAUAAUGAAGAAGUGAUCAGUGAAGAUCAUUUAUACUCAAAGAGCCAUGCAGAGUUUACGAAGGUUGCUCGGCUUCUGAAGUUGCCAAGGGAGGAUUCUUCUGCAAGCCUCCUACAGAUUGUGUGGGAACUCACAUGCAAGAGAUGGCCAUUUUAAUCCCUUUGUGUUCUUUAAUUGAUGUACUGUAAUGAUGAAUUAAGCAAAUUAGAACGGAUUUUAAUUUUUAUCGAUGCAAAACGUGGGGAAAGACAAACUGAGAGAGAGAUGUUCCUUUUAGUUUUUAUGGCGGAAGCCAGCUGAAAGACUCACUGAGUUGCAGGGCGAUGAGGGGACAGAAGCAAAAGCAGAGGCUGCUUCCCUCCAUCCGUUGAAAUACUAAAACCGACGAGAAAAUGUGAGCAACCGGGAGCGAUCUAUCUGUUUCUUCUCAAUUUCUCCAGUCGAGUUCGUUAUAUUUCUCUCUUUGCUGAUUGCCUUAUGAAUGGGCCUGAAAAUCGAGCCUUGCACCAAACAGGCCAGACAAUGUCGGCCCGAUCCUAAGGGGACUGGGCUGGAUGUAUUUGAACAUUUUUAGGCUGUAAUUUGAGGUGCUUUGUUU